Exaiptasia diaphana is the source of this 2660-nucleotide messenger RNA. Its product is annotated as disintegrin and metalloproteinase domain-containing protein 10. Gene Ontology annotation, biological process: membrane protein ectodomain proteolysis; Notch signaling pathway. Lineage: Eukaryota; Metazoa; Cnidaria; Anthozoa; Actiniaria; Aiptasiidae. Gene Ontology annotation, molecular function: metalloendopeptidase activity. Gene Ontology annotation, cellular component: plasma membrane. The record is from RefSeq and is a predicted model, not a curated record.
AUUCAGAACAGGAAAGAGGCCAAGAAUACUGUCUUAGCUACAUUUUCACCUAUCGUGACUUUGACAAUGGUGUGCUAGGUCUGGCAUGGGUGGGAGACAUAACAAAUGCUGGUGGAAUAUGUGAAAAAAUGAGGACCUUUCAAAAUGGUAAGAAGUCACUAAACACAGGAGUGGUAACAUUUAUUAACUACGGCAAAGCUGUUCCUCAGAGAGUUUCAGAGAUUACAUUUGCUCAUGAAGUUGGUCACAAUUUUGGUUCUCCUCAUGAUAGCUCAGCAGCCUGUACUCCUGGUGGUUCCUCAGGGAAUUUCAUCAUGUUUGCCCGUGCCACAGAGGGAACCAAGCCCAACAACCGACGUUUCUCCUCAUGCAGUAUUAACAAGAUCAAACCAGUAUUAGACACCAAAGGGAUAUGCACUGAUGACAAGUGUUGUUUCAAAGAAUCUCAAGCUGCUAUAUGUGGCAACAAAGUGGUGGAAGAGGGAGAGGAGUGUGACUGUGGAUUUGUAGAUGAUCCAUCUUGUAUUGAAGACAAGUGUUGUAAUGGUAAAAAAGAAGGCAAAAAAGAGGGGUGUACUUUAAAUGAACAAAUUAAAGCAGUAUGCAGUCCAAGUCAGGGACUAUGCUGCGACUCUGACACUUGUAAACCACAUGUGGGCAAUAAUACUGUACGUUGUCAAAAUGAGACAGACUGUAGGAAUAUUUCCUACUGCAAUGGUUUGAAUGCCUCCUGUCCAAUAGCUCCCCCUAAACUUGAUUUAACUCCAUGCUUUGAAGGUCGUAAACUUUGUGAAAAUGGGAGUUGUUCUGCUUCUGUCUGUAAACUCAAAUCUGGUUAUGAGGAGUGCCAGUGUUCUCAGGAAGGCAAGAUGUGCGACCUUUGUUGUGAGUUCACUGAGAACAACAAGAAAGUCUGUAAACCUACUUCAGAAAUCGACGGCAUUAACAGCUUAAAGCAGCUCCCUUCGGCUGCAUGUAAUAACUUCAACGGGUACUGUGAUGUGCUACUCAAGUGUCGUCAAGUUGAUGCAGACGGACCUCUCAACAGACUGCGUAAGCAGUUUUUCAGCAAGGAGGCAAUUCUUGGAUACAUAGCAUGGAUCAAGAAGUAUUGGUGGGCUUGUGUUCUCAUUGGUGUUGGUCUUAUCCUGCUUAUGGCCGGAUUUAUCAAGAUAUGCAGUGUUCAUACGCCCAGUAGCAACCCYAACAAGCCACCAGCCCGAACACUUACACUGCGUCGGCGAGAACARCAACAACAGCGUAUUCAACAAGAACGUAAUAGACGGGCAAGACAACAGGCCUCCGAAGGGUACCCCGGACCGUCAUAUAGGAACGAACCCCCACCCCCUUACUCAGGAGCCUACGAAAUGAGAGGAGGGGGGAAACGUUAAGUAAAUUCUUCACAAUUUUACCCAUGUCAAAGCUACAUAGAAGGAUCACUGCGAUAGGGUAGAAAGACAAUAGCUUUAUUGACUAUUGCCUGCUCUUUCUAUUGUAGUUAUGGUAGGAAUAGAUAGUUGGCUUGCAUUGGUUUUUCACGUGACCAUAUUUCCAGCGAUACCAUGUAACAUUGAUCACCUCCUCAGACUCGCAAAAAUCGACUUUUUUAAUUUUCGUGAUUUGUGCAGUCACGUGACAAGUUGGUGCUUGCAUCGGAGACACUCGUUAGUUCUUCAAAGUAGCCAAAUCACCAUUAAUAUAUCUCACGUAGACUUUAUAACACGAUCUAAUUACGCCCUUUUGUAGCUUAUAUGACUUACUCUGGCGAUUACGUAGCUCACUUUGCGUUAUUAAGGUACGCAUUGAACUGGUAAAUAACUUAAUUUGUCCGUACGUAAGGAACCGCAACGUAAAUGUCCAAGAGAAAGGGAUUAGAUCAUUUUACAAAGUCUCAGUUUCAGAACUAGAAGCACUUUGAUGUAAAUAGGUAAUAAGUUUUUCACUAGCAUUUCAUAAAUAGUAGUUUAUUCUGUCCAUCUCGCUUAAUGAUUUAAUAUUUUUGAUAUUUUGGUUGUUGAAUACUGCCGUAGUCAGAAAAAAAUGCAUAAGGAUGCAGGCUUUUAUAUGGAAGGAGUAGAGGAGGUUAUGAAAGGAUAAAAGUGAAAUUAUGAUUGAUAAUGAUUAGAGAAAGAAUAUGUAAAAAACGCAAACUCUMAAAAGCGAAAAUAUUAUUGUUCAGGAUCAAAUGAUGUUGCAGGAUUUAAGUUUUUCUGGCCAUUUUCACCAAACUUCUUUGUGCCCUGACAGUCRCUUCGCACUCGACAGUCUGUCAAAAUCGCUCAUUCUUUAGUUGCAUUUAUAUUUCAGAGCAGUUUUUUGACAGAAGUAUUGUGUAUUUUAUGAUAAUUUUAACGCGUUUUCCCUCCUAGGAUGUAUGACCCAAUGUAUAAAAAACCUAGCGCACUCGUCCAUAAAAUGCGCGCGCGCGCGUCAACAUUUUUUUCCCGCCUUUUUUUUUGUAUGCUUAAUUCUGGAUGGUUAGUUAAAUUGCGGUGGGAAGUUUCUAUAGAAACUUGAAAGCCAGAUAUAUUUAUUAGAAAAUUUGUACAGAUAUAUCUUAAAUGAUUCCUUGAAUUUGAUGUAAGAAUUUUGCAUUUCUACUGGCACGAUUAUAUGGUAUUUCUAACGCUUGUGUAAUAAAAGUCAUUUUCAACUUUUUA